Molecule: messenger RNA, 1841 nt
Organism: Rana temporaria (common frog)
Lineage: Eukaryota; Metazoa; Chordata; Amphibia; Anura; Ranidae
Gene: HOXB1
Product: homeobox B1
Exons: 2
Coding region: 61-981 (306 amino acids)
Biological process (GO): regulation of transcription by RNA polymerase II
Cellular component (GO): nucleus
Molecular function (GO): RNA polymerase II cis-regulatory region sequence-specific DNA binding; DNA-binding transcription factor activity, RNA polymerase II-specific
Source: RefSeq, a predicted model, not a curated record
AAAGGUUGUAGGGCAGGAGAAAUCCCUCGAAACAGGUUGACCCUCCUCCAUCUCUGGCAGAUGGACAAUACCAGAAUGGGCUCCUUUUUGGACUAUGCAAUUUGUAACCGUGGGACUAGUGCCUACUCACCCAGAGGAUACCACCACUUAGAUCAAGGGACACCCACCUAUCCAGCGUGCCCAGGUACCACUACCAGUGACAUUUAUAACGGUGAUGGACGUUUUAUGGUAGGGGGAUCUGGUCCAGUCUCCAAUCAGUUUCACCAGCAGAACCCCAGCUAUCAUCAUCAUCUUCAUCCCUCAAGCGCAAAUUUAGCCUAUGCCAGCUCCAUCCCUAGUUACACAUCACAGACUUGCAACCAGGGAUAUGGGCACCAAGUAUAUCUUAGCCAAGAAGCAGAAGGAACCUAUUUCCAGAAUCAGCCUUAUCCGACCAACACAGCUUCAAGCACUGGCUCAGAAGGAUAUUGUGGAGCAGUGCCAGGAAACGUGCAUUUCCAGCAGCACUCCUAUGGUCAGGAACAGCAAGCCUUGCUACAGGGCUACCCCAACCAUUCCCCCUUAUUGCACGAGGACAAGGACCUCUCCUGCCAGCCAGAGCAGGCAUCAUCUAACCCGACCUUCGACUGGAUGAAAGUGAAGAGGAAUCCACCAAAGACCACGAAAUCAGCGGAUUAUGGGUUGACCUCCCAACAGAACACCAUGAGGACCAACUUCACCACCAAGCAGCUAACGGAGCUGGAGAAGGAGUUCCACUUUAACAAAUACUUGACACGGGCCAGGCGGGUGGAGAUCGCUGCCACACUAGAACUAAACGAGACCCAGGUGAAAAUCUGGUUCCAGAACCGGAGGAUGAAGCAGAAGAAAAGAGAGAAGGAAGGAUUCACUACUGGGGUCACCAAGGGCUCAUUAAAGGAGAGCAGUGAGGCAUCAGACGUGUCCAGUUCCAACUCACCUGACACCUCUCCGAACUCUUUGUAAGGGACCACCAUGGACAGAUCGCACUGGAUAAAAAAAACAAAAAACAAACAAACGAUUUUUUUAUGCAGAGGGUGUAAAUAGUCUAUUUUCUUCUACAAAAACUCCUUAUUUAUAUACAGACACUCGAUUGUUUGAAAUCCAUUGAACAAAGGGAGCUUAGACAGGUUCUCUCAGGGAAAGUCUAUGAUGUCACAGGAGAUGCACUUUAAAGGCACCUCCAUUUGGUUGCUGGGCUGCCCACCUCUGUGGGUUUUAUUUAUGUAUAUAUGUCAAGUAUUUCUUCAAGAUUCCAACCAGAUUGUUUUCACUCCAAAAAUGAGUGUGCGCUAAUAAUGAAACACAUUUAAUGGUGGCCACACAUGCAUUUAUAUUAUCAUUCAGAAGAUCUUUCGAUGGUAUUAAGCCUAUCCAAUCGAAAAAAAGACUUCAAUCAAUCAAUUUUGUUUCAUUUUCAACAGAAUUUGCCAAUCACUUCUGAUCGCACAAACUAAUAUCUGUGUGUGCCAUAGAAUCGAUCCUCAUACAGAUCUAUUAUAAUUUCUAAUCAUUUAUCAAUGAUCCAUUGCAUUUUUGAAUUAUUUUCAGUUGACAGCAAAGCACAGAAAACAAUAUUUAUGUAUGUUGCAUUAAUAUUUUAAUUAAUGAUCAAUGACUUUUAUUUAAUUUUUUUGGACGUAUGACCCCCUUUAUAAUUGGUUUCUUCAAAAUAACUACAAAACCAGUGCCUGUAGACCGUAAAGAAUGUGUUUAAAACCAAAAUGAUAAUCCCGAUUGCCUAGUCUAUGUAAUUUACUAUGAUUGCUAAGUGACAUUAUGUUGCUUUCAGGAUGCUGUUUGCCGAUAAGUAACUUGUUCAAACG